Molecule: messenger RNA, 1163 nt
Organism: Nematolebias whitei (Rio pearlfish)
Lineage: Eukaryota; Metazoa; Chordata; Actinopteri; Cyprinodontiformes; Rivulidae
Gene: sult6b1
Product: sulfotransferase family, cytosolic, 6b, member 1
Exons: 7
Coding region: 16-1026 (336 amino acids)
Biological process (GO): sulfation
Cellular component (GO): cytoplasm
Molecular function (GO): sulfotransferase activity
Source: RefSeq, a predicted model, not a curated record
GUCUGGUCACACAUUAUGAAACAGAGCACAAGGCAGCUUUAUAUUCCACUCUGCCUGAUUCCUUGGAGAGCUGCAGUUGCUUUUUGGUUCUUGUCUGUAGUAUCAGAUCCAUCAAAGACCAGGAUGGGUGACAACACCUUCCAAGGCAGAAUGCGGGCCAACUUAGAGAAGGCCAAGACAAUGACUGAAGAGGAGAAGGUGUACAGAUUUAAUGGGGUCUUGUACCCCACACUCAUGUGUCCUGAGGAGCAUUUAAAGUGUCUAGAUAACAUCAAGGCUAGAGAAGACGACAUCAUGCUGAUAGCCUAUCCCAAAUGUGGUUUUAACUGGAUGGUUGGUGUGCUGAGGAAGAUCAUUGCAGAGGGCACAGGGAGUAAAAGUGAAUCCAAGGUGCCCCCACUGAUCGAGUUUUUGGGACCAGAAAUGUUAAAGAUGGUGGAAGAGGCCCCCUCUCCAAGGCUUAUGGGGACUCACAUUCAUCCCGACUACAUACCUGCCACUUUCAAAGAAAAGAACCCAAAGACACUGGUGGUCUUCAGGAACCCAAAAGACACUUUGGUUUCAUAUUAUCAUUUCAGUAAUAAUAACCCCGUCCUGCCAGCGAUGAAGUGGGAUUCAUUCUUUAAUGAUUUUAUGAGUGGAAAUGUUGCCUGGGGUUCAUACUUUGAUCAUGCCCUCGCCUGGGAAAAGAGAAUGGACGACCCACAUGUCAUGGUUGUUACCUAUGAAGAACUGAAACAGGACCUGAGCGCUGGUGUUCGUCAGAUCUCCACCUUCUUCGGCUUCAGCCUGACGGACGCUCAGAUCCAGCAGAUCACAGAAGCGAGCUCCUUCAGUGCCAUGAAAGCGAGCUCAGAUAAAUCCCACAGCAACAUGGGAAACGUAUUCUUCAGGAAAGGUGAAGUUGGAGACUGGAAGAACCAUUUUACUCCUGAACAGAGCAAAGAGAUGGAUGAAGCUUUCAGCAAACACCUGGCAGGAACGAAGCUGGGAGCCAAACUGAACUACAAACAUUACUGUCAGUAAGAACGAGACAGGAGGAAGAGGAAGUAAAGAAAUGAAGAUUAGAAAGCUAGUCAGAGGGAUGUCCUGGUGUUUGGAGCUUCAUCAAUUAAACUUUUUUCAGCAUAAACCAGCAGAGUCAAAACUCAAAAAAUAAAUAA